AGGCCCCGCCCGGAGGAGGCUGGCCGAAGCUGGGGCUCGGUGCUGGCUUUGCUCCGCCUUCCUCGCUUUCCAGGGAAAGGUCUCUUUCUUCCCGGGAGCUGAGAUCUCUCUGCCUCCUUCCUGCAGAGCUGAGCUUUCUCUGCCUCCUUCCUGCAGAGCUGAGAUCUCUCUCUGCCUCCUUCCUUCGGAGCUGAGAUCUCUCUUGCCGGCUUCCCCCGCAGCCGAGAUCUCUCUCCUCCUCUGAGCUGAAACCUCUCUGCCUCUUUCCCCAGAACUGAGAACUCUGUCUUCUUCCCCCAGAGAUCUCUCUGCCUUUGCCCUUUGAGGCCGAGAUCUCUCUUCCUUUUCUUAGAGCCGAGAUCUCUCUGCCUUCUGAAAAGCUCCUCUGCACGUGCAGGUCCCAGGUCAGCUUGCAGAUGAUCAAAGCCCGGAACCAGAGACAUGGCCCCUGGCAGCCAGAGACUCUCGUCCCAGGUGACCUUCAAGGAUGUGGUGGUCGACUUCACUGAGGAGGAGUGGGGGCUCCUGAAUCCUUCUCAGAAGAAGCUGUACAAGGAAGUCAUGUUGGAGAAUGUCAAGAAUCUGCUGUCCCUGGUUUUAGAGACCAGGUUUGAAGUAAAUGAGAUGAUUAGAAAACUGGGGAUUUUGAUGGAAGAAACUGACCUGCAAAGAUUCUUGAGUGAUGCUCUCUGUAACUUCACUUUGAGUGAAAUCCAUGACUUUCAAGUCAGAGAAGAUAAAAAUCCAAAGAGUAAUUAUGAAUUUGAUGAAGUUGGAAAGAGAUUCAGACAGCUUUCAUUCCUGUAUCAAUGCAACCAAAUGACCUCAGGAAAUAACUGUCUUCUGGAUUGUGACUAUAGGAAAUGUUUUACUAAACUGAUAAAGGAUUUUCAGUCCCUAGAGAAGCCUCCUGAAAUGCAUAUUUAUCCAGAUAAUCAAUGUGAAAUGGCUUUGAAGUGUAAUUCAGAACUCAUUACAGAUCAGAAAAGUGAUACUGAAGAAAUGUUUUGUGUCGGUAAGCAAGUUUGGAAGGCCUUGAAUAAGAACUCUAAGCUCAUUACUCAUCAGGAAAUUCACAUUAGAAAGCAAGUUGAUAAAUAUAAUGAAUAUGAAGCAACCUCAAUGAAUCAUUCAUUUCUUCCUUACCAUCAUAGAUUUGACCCUAGAAUGAAGAAGUAUGCAUUUCAUGAGUAUGAGAAGGCCACCGAUCAAAAUUCAGAUCUUGAUAUACAUCAGAAGAUUGAUACUGGAGGAUGUUAUAAAUGUCAUGAAUGUGGAAAGGAUUUCUCUUAUAGAUCACUCCUUUUUGGCCACCAGAGAAUCCACACUGGGAAGAAACUUUUUGAAUGUAAUCAAUGUGGAAAGGCUUUUACAAAGAGCUCCAAUCUAACUAGACAUCGGCGAAUCCACACUGGAGAGAAACCUUUUGCUUGUAAUGCAUGUGGAAAGGCUUUCACAUAUAGGGCCAGUCUUACUGAACAUCAGAGAAUCCACACUGGAGAGAUACCUGUUGACUGUAAUCAAGGUGGAAAAGUUUUCACAAAGAACUCCAAUCUUGCUCAACAUCAGAGAAUCCACAGUGGAGAGAAAUGUUUUGAUUGUAAGCAAUGUGGAAAGGCUUUCACACACAGGGCCAGUCUUACUGAACAUCAGAGAAUCCACACUGGAGAGAAACCUUUUGAAUGUUAUCAAUGUGAAAAGACUUUCACAAAGAGAUCAAGUUUUGCUGCACAUCAGAGAAUCCACACUGGAGAAAAACCUUUUGGUUGUAAUCAAUGUGGAAAGGCUUUCAGAUAUAGCUCCAAUCUUGCUGAACAUCAGAGAAUCCACACUGGAGAGAAACCUUUUGAUUGCAAUCACUGUGGAAAGGUUUUCACAAGAAACUCCUAUCUUACUGAACAUCUGAGAAUCCACACUGGAGAGAAACCUUUUGCUUGUAAUAAAUGUGGAAAAGCUUUCACAAUGAGGUCAAGUCUUGCUGCACAUAAGAGAAUUCACACUGGAGAGAAGCCUUUUGGUUGUAAUCAAUGUGGAAAGGUUUUCACAAGAAGCUCCAAUCUUGCUCAACAUCAGAGAAUUCACACUGGAGAAAAACCUUUUGAAUGCAAUCAGUGUGGAAAGACUUUCACACAGAGGUGUCAUCUUGUUAAACAUCAAAUAAUCCAUACUGAAGAGAAACCUUAUAAAUGUAAUCAAUGUGGAAAAACUUUCACAAAGAGCUCUAGUUUAGCUCUACAUCAGAGAAUCCACAAUGGAGAGCAACAUUUUGAUUGUAAUCAGUCUGGAAAGGCUUUCACAAGGAGGUGCCAUCUUGCUCCUCAUUAGAGAAUCUACAUUAGAGCUAAUAUAAUAAAAAUGACAAUUUUUGCCUAACUGAUUUCUAUAUUCAAUGUCUUCUCAAAUGACCAAAAGUUUAUUUUAAUGAAUUAAAAAAAAAUAACAAUUAAUUUGAAAAAACAAAAAGCCAAGAAUAUCAAAGAAACUAAUUAAAAAUGAUAAUAUGAAGGAAAUUUGGCAGUAUCAGAUCUUAAAUUCUACUAUAAAGCAGUAAUUACUUAAAACUAUGUGGUAUUGGAUAAGAAACAAAAAGGUAAAUAAUUAGAACAGAGUAGAAAUCCAGGUAACAGCACCAAAUCACUCGAGUAAUCUGAUGUCUUACAAGUGUAAAGACCUGAGUUUGUCAGAUAAGAAUUCAUUAUUUAGUUAAAAAAUGUUGUUGGGAAAACUGGAAAACUAUCUGGCAAAAAUUGAUCAAAGGCCAGUAUUUUAGACCAUUCUCCAAUAUAAGGUCAAAAUAGAUAUGUCAUCGAUAUCUAAAGAGAAAUAUUACCAAAAAAAAUUUUUAACAUGGACCAUUAUCUAUCAGACUUAUGGAUAAGUGAAGAAUUUGUGAAUAAACAAGAGUGUGGGAUAUAAAAUGGGUAAUUUCACUUGUAUUAAAUUAAAAAGAUUUUCUACAAAUAAAGAAAUUUAACCAGGAUCAGAGGGAUAGCAGAAAACAGGGGAGAAAAUUUUAUAGACAGUUUUUCAGAUAUAGAUCUCAUAUCUUAAAUACAUAAAGAACUUUGUCUUUCUUUUUCUAUUUUGGAUUUAGUUCAAUAAAAAAAUACAAAGAAAAAACUACUUUGAGUAAUUAAUCAUUUUGACUACUACAAAUACCUAAGUGAAUUACAAAAUAUCUAGGAAAGAAAAUGCUUUGUGCAUCCAGACAAGAAUUGAUAAAUGGAAAUAUAUUUAGAAUGAUUUUACAUAUAUGUACGUAUGUAUGUAUGAAUAAGUAUAUAUUUUUGGAUUUAAUAAUAGUCAUCUGUAGGGUAGGGUUGGAGGGAAGAAAAAAAAUACACAAUAACUUUGCCAUAUAUUUAAACAAUAGCAAAUUUUA
Sarcophilus harrisii (Tasmanian devil) is the source of this 3382-nucleotide messenger RNA. Its product is annotated as zinc finger protein 883-like. The coding region runs from base 442 to 2325 and encodes 627 amino acids. The record is from RefSeq and is a predicted model, not a curated record. Gene Ontology annotation, biological process: negative regulation of transcription by RNA polymerase II. Lineage: Eukaryota; Metazoa; Chordata; Mammalia; Dasyuromorphia; Dasyuridae. The transcript has 4 exons. Gene Ontology annotation, molecular function: DNA-binding transcription repressor activity, RNA polymerase II-specific.